Molecule: messenger RNA, 5035 nt
Organism: Candoia aspera
Lineage: Eukaryota; Metazoa; Chordata; Lepidosauria; Squamata; Candoiidae
Product: zinc finger protein 658B-like
Exons: 4
Coding region: 260-3952 (1230 amino acids)
Biological process (GO): regulation of transcription by RNA polymerase II
Molecular function (GO): RNA polymerase II cis-regulatory region sequence-specific DNA binding; DNA-binding transcription factor activity, RNA polymerase II-specific
Source: RefSeq, a predicted model, not a curated record
AGACCCUGCAUCCUGGUUAGAAGAAGAAGAUCUGCUUUUCCAGGGAUUCAGGAAAGGAAAUCAUCAGGAAAAUGAUGAAUGUCAGGAGCCAGAUUUGGGAACAUCAGAAACAAGCCAACAAGGAGGAGGAAAAGAGGCAUCUGAAAAUCAAUGGGGAUUGAGUACCGUCAAGGAAAAUCUGCCUAAGAUUGUAGAUGAAGAGUCACCUCACUGUGCUGCAGUUUGGGAGUUCUUUCUGACCCAACAGGAUCAGAAAGGAAUGAGAAGGGAGAACUGCCUGUUGUGGGGAGAAGUAUUCAAAGAUAAGUCGGAUUUACAGCCACAUUGUGAAACUGAGGCUAGAGACAAGCAACAUGACUGUGUAAAGUAUGGUGCAUUUUUCAGCCAAAGCUUCCCAUUUAAUGUAUGUCAACAAAUCCACAUGCAGGGUGGGAAGGACUUCAGUGGCCACAGUCAACUUGCUUCCCUUAAGAGGCUCUACACAGGAGAUAAUCGAUAUAAAUGCCCUGAGUGUGGACUGAACUUUAGUAAGCAAAGUUCCCUGACUUCCCAUAAAAGAAUCCACACUGGGGAGAAACCCUAUAAAUGCAUGCAGUGUGGAAAGAGCUUCAGGAUGAGCAGCCAUCUUACUUCCCAUAAAAGGAUCCAUUCAGGUGAAAAACCAUAUAAAUGCAUGGAGUGUGGGAAGAAUUUCAGCCAAAAUAGUCACUUCACUUCCCAUAAAAGGCUUCACACAGGAGAGAAACCAUACAAAUGUAUUGAGUGUGGACAAUGUUACAGGUUGAGUGCUCAGCUCACCUCCCAUAAAAGUAUUCACACAGGAGAGAAUCCCUAUAAAUGCACGGAAUGUGGGAAGAGCUUCAGUACCAGCAGUUCCCUUACUUUGCAUAAAAGGAUCCACACAGGAGAGAAGCCCUAUCAAUGUAUAGAGUGUGGAAAGAGCUUCAAACAGAGCAGUCAACUUACUUCUCAUAAAAGUAUCCACACUGGGAAUAAACCAUAUACAUGCAUGGAGUGUGGGCUGAGUUUCAGAAUGAAGAGUUCUCUAACUUUCCAUGCAGGUAAACACUCGGGAGAGAAACCAUAUAAAUGUAUGGAAUGUGGAAAGAGCUUCAGAUGGAACAGUUACCUUACUUCCCAUAUGAGGGUUCACACAGGGGAGAAACCAUAUAAAUGCACCGAGUGUGGAAAAAGUUUCAGUAAGAGAAGUUCCCUUACUUACCAUCAAAGGAUCCACACAGGUGAGAAGCCAUAUAAGUGUAUGGAGUGUGGGAAGAGCUUCAGUAACUCCAGUGUUCUUUGUUCCCAUAAAAGGAUCCAUUCUGGGGAAAAACCUUAUAAAUGUACGGCAUGUGGAAAGAGCUUCAGCCAGAACAGUCAUCUUACUUCACAUAUAAGGCUCCAUACAGGAGAGAGACCAUAUAAAUGUAUGGACUGUGGGAAGAGCUUCAGUAACUGCAGUGUUCUUCGUUCCCAUAAAAGGAUCCAUUCUGGAGAAAAACCUUAUAAAUGUAUGGAGUGUGGAAAGAACUUCAGCCAGAGCAGUCACCUUACUUCACAUAAAAGACUCCACACAGGAGAGAAACCAUAUACGUGUAUGGUGUGCGGAAAGAGCUUCAGUAAGAGUAGUACUCUUACUUUCCAUAAAACUGUUCACACAGGGGAAAAAUCGUAUAAAUGCUCGGAAUGUGGACAGAGUUUCAAAGAGAAGAAUCAACUUACUUCUCAUAAAAGGAUCCAUGCUAAGAAAAAAAAACAAAAAAAUCUUUGGAAUCACCUGUGGCUACUGCGGACGACACCCAACGGGACGGGGGGCGGGGGAGCUGAAACAAUAGAGGACUGGAUGGCUAGAGGGGUCGUCGGGGGAGAGGAGGGCAGAGGCACUUCCUGUUCCGGCUCCCGCCUGGUGGGAGCGGCUGGACGGGCGCCCUGCGGUCUUGCCAGGCCGGAGCAGCCCCAGCCGCCGCCGCCGCAGCCACGGAAGGCAGGCGGGAGGGCGGGGGCGCCGCGGCUGCUCCGGGCCCUCCGCGGGGCGGGGCCAGAGGGGCAGCUCCGCCGGAACCGCCAGCGCUGCCGGCGCCUCCCGGCCCCGGACUGCAUUCCCCCGGUGCUGCGCGCUUCUGAACCGGUGAUUAUGCACGAGAGGACCCACACUGGCAAGAAGCCCUACCCGGGUUCUCAUUGCAGCAAAAGCUUUAGCAAGAACGCCACCCUGGUGAAUCACAAGAGGACUCACACAGGAGAGAAACCGUAUGAGUGUCCGGACUGUGGGAAAAGUUUCAGUCAGAAUUAUCACCUGAUGAUGCACCAGAGUACUCACUCAGGAGAGAAACCGUAUGAGUGUCCAGAUUGUAGGAAAAGUUUCAGUCAGAAUUGUCACCUGGUGAUGCACCAGAGGACUCACUCAGGAGAGAAACCGUAUGAAUGUCCGGACUGUGGGAAAUGUUUCAUUUCGAAUUCUGACCUGGUGAUACACCAGAGGACUCACACUGGUGAGAAACCGUAUGAAUGUCCGGAGUGUGGGAAAUGUUUCAGUCAGAAUUUCCAUCUGGGGAUACACCAGAGGACUCACACAGGAGAGAAACCGUAUGAGUGUCCGGAUUGUGGGAAAUGUUUCAGUUGGAAGUCCGAGCUGGUGGUACACCAGCGUACUCACAGAGGAGAGAAACCGUAUGAGUGUCCGGAGUGUGGGAAACGUUUCAGUCAGAAUUCCCACCUGGGGAUACACCAGAGGAGUCACACAGGAGAGAAACCAUAUGAGUGUCCGGAUUGUGGGAAAAGUUUCAUUUGGAAGUCCGAGCUGGUGGUGCACCAGAGGACUCACACAGGAGAGAAACCGUAUGAGUGUCCAGAUUGUACGAAAAGUUUCAGUCAGAAUUCCCACCUUGUGAUACACCAGAGGACUCACACAGGAGAGAAACCGUAUGAAUGUCUGGAUUGUGGGAAAAGUUUCAGUCAGAAAUAUCACCUGGUGAUGCACCAGCGUACUCACAGAGGAGAGAAACCGUAUGAGUGUCCGGAUUGUGGGAAAAGUUUCAGUCAGAAUUCCCACCUUGUGAUACACCAGAGGACUCACACAGGAGAGAAACCGUAUGAGUGUCCGGAUUGUGGGAAAAGUUUCAGUCAGAAUUGUCACCUUGUGAUACAUCAGAGGACUCACACAGGAGUGACACCGUAUGAGUGUCUGGAUUGUGGGAAAUGUUUCAGUCAGAAUUCCCACCUGGUGAUACACCAGAGGACUCACACAGGAGAGACACCGUAUGAGUGUCCAGAUUGUGGGAAAAGUUUCAGUUGGAAGUCAAACCUGGUGAUACACCAGAGGACUCACACAGGAGAGAAACCAUAUGAGUGUCUGAAUUGUGGGAAAAGUUUCAGCUUGAAGUCCAGCCUGGUGAUACACCAGAGGACUCACACAGGAGAGAAACCAUAUGAGUGUCCAGGUUGUGGGAAAAGUUUCAGUCAGAAUUCCCACCUUGUUAUACACCAGAGGACUCACACAGGAGAGAAACCAUAUGAGUGUCUGGAUUGCAGGAAAAGUUUCAGUCAGAAUUGUCACCUGGUGAUGCACCAGAGUACUCACUCAGGAGACAAACCGUAUGAGUGUCCGGAUUGUGGGAAAAGUUUCAGUCGGAAAUCUGAACUGGUGAGACACCAGAGGACUCACACAGGAGAGAAACCGUAUGAGUGUCUGGAUUGUGGGAAGAGUUUCAGUCGGAAAUCUGAACUGGUGAGACACCAGAGGACUCACACAGGAGAGAAACCGUAUGAGUGUCCGGAUUGUGGGAAAGAUUUCAGUCUUAGGUCUAGCCUUAUAAAUCAUGUAGGUUCACACAUAGGAGAGAAACCGUUCAAAUGCCCAGACUGUGGACGGUGCUUCACGCAAAAUUCCUUCCUUAACAGACACAAGAAAACCCACCUGAGGCAGAAGGUGACGCGAGUAGAGAAGGCUUGAAUUUCACUUCUCAUCUCCUGUUGGACAUCCGGCUGAAAAGUUACUUAAUUUCCGGACUGAUUCUUUUCAUCAAACAUGUCUCAGUAUUAGAGAUGAGAUGAGAGAAGGAAUGGAAAAUGUUAGUUUGAGAAAGGCUAACUGCACCUUUCUGGCUAUCAGCAGAACUUCCCAGUGAGCUGCUGCAGGCCCGAAAAGAUACAUGAAAGAAAGAUUGGAGCACUCAGAUUUUAUGAGAGAAGAUAUUAGGGACGUUUGUGGCAGUGACAAAAGCCUGGUAAAGUUUCAGAUGGAGAGGCUCUUCUGCCUUGCAGUUGAACAUGAUAGAUAAGAGCUGUAGGGAUAUUGAGUUGAGGAGAAAAGGCAUUGUGGUUUUGAGUGCAGGAUCUUCAGGUUUAAGAACAGCCCCUGCUGUGUUUCCAUUUCUUUCACUCCUCUCUCAGGGCUUCUUUUUAAGUUUUCCCCAAAAAUCCCUACAAGUAAAGAGAGGAAAAUUAUUUGGAGCCACUAAGUGGCAUUUUAGCUAUGUAGAUGAAUGAUACUGAUUUUGCUGAGUUUAGAAGACACCAAAAAAUUCAAGGCUUCUUCAUUUUAGGAGUUUAGAGAUCAGGUUAUAAUACUUUUUUCCCCCGGUAGAUCCGUUUGAUCUAGUGGUUAAGGCAACGGGCUAGAAACCAGGAGUCUGGGAGUUCUAGUGCCCGCCUUAGGCCUGAAAGCCGGCUGGGUGACCUUGGGCCAGUCCCCCUCUCUCAGCCCAGCUCGGUGCAAUGGAGACCAGCCUCCUCGUGGGGCACCCCGGGCAACGUGACUUGUCACGGCUAAAUAGCCUACACAUCUGGACCUCACAAGGAUUUCCCAGCAAGAAAAAGCAGCAUGAACACCGAACUGAUAUGCCAUACAAUUAAAAAAAAAAAACUUUGCAUAUGAUCCCUUUGCAGAAGGACACUGAAGAGCCAGGACCAGGCUGGGGGUGGGGCGGAAGCAAGAGGCUCUUUUGGCCUGAGCCUCAAGCUCCAAGUGGCUUCAGAUUUAAAGGUCUGCAAAGUUGUUAAACCUUACGAUAUUCAAAUUCUAUUUAAUUCUCUC